Ipomoea nil (Japanese morning glory) is the source of this 1459-nucleotide messenger RNA. RefSeq names its product sphingoid long-chain bases kinase 2, mitochondrial. Gene Ontology annotation, biological process: protein insertion into mitochondrial inner membrane; phospholipid biosynthetic process; phosphorylation. Gene Ontology annotation, cellular component: TIM22 mitochondrial import inner membrane insertion complex. The transcript has 12 exons. Bases 65 to 1144 code for a protein of 359 amino acids. The record is from RefSeq and is a predicted model, not a curated record. Lineage: Eukaryota; Viridiplantae; Streptophyta; Magnoliopsida; Solanales; Convolvulaceae. Gene Ontology annotation, molecular function: ATP binding; kinase activity.
UAAAAAAAAGGUAAGAAUUUUCUAAAUCUUAUGGGCGUAUAAAAAACUGUGCAUUGCGUGGUUAAUGGUAAUGGUGCUUCAUCACGGGAUUGCUGUGGCGAUGAUGGCGAAACCUCCGAUUAUCAGAGCGGAGCAACCAGUGGCUCCUCAAGAUCUAACUUCCGGCCGUACCUUUCUUCGCGGCGCUAACUCCCCUCCCCGCCGCGAUCUCGUCUUCGUCGUCAAUCCACGAGGAGCUAACGGAAAGACCGGUGAGCAAUGGAAGAAGCUGCUACCUUACCUCAGGUCUAGACUCUGUAGUGAUUAUAACAUAUGCGAAUCUUUGACUUCAGGUCCCUAUCAUGCCAUUGACAUAACAAGAGAGGCUAUACACCAGGGAGCUGAUGCUGUGAUUGCAGUUGGUGGUGAUGGAACUCUGCACGAGGUUGUGAAUGGCUUCUUUUUGGGUGGUGAACCUGUUUCCGAUCAUGAUCCCAAGUCUAUCCAUUCAACUGCUCUGGGUCUCAUCCCUCUAGGAACUGGAUCAGACUUUGCCAGAACAUUUGGCUGGAAAAAUGAUCCUCAUGAUGCCAUAGAACGGAUUGCUAAAGGGAUAAAAUGUAGGGUUGAUGUUGGAGUUAUAAGUGGAGUCAUUGGAGAACCACAUUACUUCAUCAAUGUUGCUGAUAUUCAUUUAAGUGCAAAGGCAGGUUAUCAUGCAUCAAAAUACAAGAAAUUUGGAAAUUUAUGUUAUGUUAUUGGUGCUUUGCAAGCUUUUUUUGGACACCAUAACCAGGAUCUUAGGAUCAAGGUUGAUGAUGGUGAGUGGGAAGUAUAUUCUCAAGUAACUGCUUUAUGCAUUGGGAAUGCAAAGUACUUUGGUGGUGGAAUGAAAAUCACACCAAACGGCAACCCAUCAAGUGGUAGCUUUGAGGUCGUUAUUCUUCAAGAUUUUAAGUGGUAUGAUUUCAUUUUCAAACUUCACAAGCUGUACAAUGGAACACACCUAUCAGUGAAAAAUGUAAUUUCAAGAAGUGCAUGUUCAAUCGAAGUCGAGGAGCUUGGCAACAAAGGCAAUGUUUAUGUCCAGUCUGAUGGUGAAUUUUUGGGGUUCCUACCCAGGAAAUUUCACAUAUUACCUGGUGUCAUCGAAAUGAUAUGCUAAUACCAGGCUGAGACGACACUUGUGCCUUUUGAUGAAACACACUUGAUUUUCAGAGAAUCACCAGCUCGUUUCUGGACUCCAUCUUAGUUGAGGUCGUUGCAGUGCCCUGAACACCUUGAAAAUUACUAACCGGGAAUGUAAACAAGAGCUUUUGUAGUUCAGAGUGAUAUAGACAAUAGGUUAGGAAAAGUAAUUAUUGCAUUAUGCCCGUGCAUGUUUGAUGUUGUUACAGAAAGAUUGUAGUAUCAUUUAGAAAAGACAUUUAAGGUUGUAGUUUUGUGUAUGCUUCUUGAAAUGCGAAGAAUGAAUAAAGUU